Molecule: messenger RNA, 804 nt
Organism: Acytostelium subglobosum LB1
Lineage: Eukaryota; Evosea; Eumycetozoa; Acytosteliales; Acytosteliaceae
Exons: 1
Coding region: 1-804 (267 amino acids)
Source: RefSeq, a predicted model, not a curated record
AUGAGUUCGCUCUACGACGCUUCAGGCAUCAUUGGGAUUUUUUUGGCCUCGCUUCUCGCCAGUCAGCUCGGAGAGACCCACUGGCGACUCCUCUUUUGGCUCGGAGCUCUUGGCGGUGUUAUUGGGGUCAUUUUUCGGAAGACAGCGAAAGAGUCUCCUGAAUUUGUCCCAACCCCCUUCUCAUGGAGGGUCAUUUGGCAAGAGAGACGGCUCCUCUCCCGCAUCGCCGUGAUCUCGGGAUUUUCGUACGCCAACUACUACCUGGUCACCGUUUUCCUCAACGGCCAUCUCCCUCGGAUCUCUGCCCUAACCCCUUCCGAUGCCCUCCGGUUCAACACCCAUCUUCUCUGGAUCGACUUCCUCCUCCUCCUCGGAUUUGGGGCUCUUUGCAAGUCGAUGCGGAAGGAAAAGCUCAUGCUCUUUGCAACACUUGCAACCGCCGUGCUCGCCCUUCCCCUCUUUGCGACCUUUGACCACGCUCCUCACGGCAUCUCUUGGGGCCAUGCCGCGCUCAUCCGGCUCAUCUUCGUCACUCUCGGAGCCGCUCUUGCCGCCCCUUACCACGCCUGGAAGCUCGAUCAACUCCCCUCUCACAACCGGUUCCUCCUUGGAAGUCUAGGAUCGACGCUGGGCUCCCAACUCUUCGGCGCCCCCAUCCCGCUUCUGGCCACCUAUCUCGUCGCUCAAACAGGCCUCACCUGGAUCGCCGCAAUUCCCCUGGUGAUCUUAGCCCUUGCCGCCUCCCUUCUCCUCCGUUCGAGCGCAACCUCUCCAGCAAUUCUCUCAAGCUCUCCUCCAGAAUAG